UCUGCCCUUUGCCUUUAAUCCUUCGCUUUUCUCCUCUGUAAAAUUGGUUGGAUCAUCUCUCUGCCGCCACUCUCCAGCAGUAACUAUAUUCAGUAGUUUCAGAUUCCAACGGGUCUAAUCUAAAUCUCAAGCCGUAAAAAAAAUGGCGAAAUCCACGUUCUCUCUGCGUCACCAUGACUCCCGUCUCCAUUUUAGCUCUUCUUCUGCUGCUUCUUCUUCUUCUUCUUCUUCUUCCUCUUCUUCUUACUUGACCAGACCAAGACGAGCUCUAAUUUCAGUCCAUGACACAACUGAAUCUAUUCCUGAGCAACCCACCAGAGUGAGAGUGAGUAGCUUCAUCAAAUCAUGGGAAUCGAUUGCACCCUUUUCAAAUCUUCUAAAUUUCUGCCGCCCCUUUUUGUUUUCUUGCAUCUUUUCUUCGUUUCCGCAUCUGGGUUUGGAUCAAUGGCGCCUAUUUCUGCUGCAUUUGGCCCCGAUGGAUUCUUCUGCGCCAUUGAUGCCAGCGGCAAACAGGAAGUCAUUUGUUGGGGGAAGAAUAGUUCCUCUCUUUCACUAUCUUCUUCUUCCUCCGCCUCUAUCUUCUCCGUCGACAUUCCGGCCAUGGCCGCUCUCUCCGGCGGCGAGGGGUUUCUUUGCGGCAUUUUAGCAAACACCUCGCAGGCGUAUUGUUGGGGUUCGAUAAAUCCAGGUAUAGAUCUCGUUCCUUUGGUUUUUCGAACCACUGCUUAUUCGCAUAUUGCUGCGGGAAAGAGCCACGUUUGUGCGAUUAGGGGAUCUUAUUAUUCUGACAGUGAUUCGGGUCCUGUAGAUUGUUGGGAUAUCUCGAGAGAUUCAAAUAACAAUACUCUGAGUUCUAAACAGAGUUCUCUGUUCUAUAAUCAAUCAAUUGCCAGCCUUGUCUUCAAAAGGGUAGUUUCCGGCGAAGGAUUUAGCUGCGCCGAGCUUCGAGACGGAGGAAUUCUCUGCUGGGGACCAAACUCCACCAAUCUCGACGUCUCAAACGUUUCCGAAAAUUUCAUAGUUCUAGCCGCCGGAAGCGACGCCGUUUGCGGAAUCUCAGAGUCCUCCGGCGAAGUCAAAUGCUGGGGCAACGCCGAUUCCUUCGCCGGCCUUCCGACAUCCGCCGGCUAUGUGACGUUGACCGCCGGCGCGCGGCAUUUCUGCGGCAUCCGAUUCGAUACCCACGAAAUGAACUGCUGGGGAAGCAUGAACGCCUCUUCGAUCCCUAAAAACACAGGGUUCAUGGCGAUUGCUUCAUCGGACCGCUCAAUCUGCGGCAUUAGAGAAGACAAUCUGGUUCUUGAUUGCUGGUUUUCUCAUUCCCCUGAGGCUCCCCCUGGCUACGAUCCUCCUCUGGAGCUGUGCAGUCCAGGGCUGUGCGCCCCCGGGCCAUGCCGUGAAGGGGAGUUCUCUUUCAAUGCCAGCAUUCUCAAUGAGCCAGAUUUGAGAAGCUUGUGCGUGAGGAAGGAUCUGAACAUUUGUUCGCGCUGUGGAGUGAAUUGCUCUGAUGGGUUCUUCUUAUCUAGCCCUUGUACUCACAAUUCUGAUAGGAUUUGUACUGCUUGCUCUCUUUGCCAGAACAGCUCUUGUUGGGAUAUUUGUGGAGUCCAAUCAUCUCCUCAAACCAAGCAGAAGCAUUGGCAUCAGCUGCGUAGUAUACUGCUGAUUAUAGGUGCUUCUGUUGCUGGAUUGGUUCUGGUUCUACUCGGCUGGUGUCUUCAUCCUCGCGUCAUUGCUUCGAAGAAGGAUGCGACCAAGAAACAGCAUAAGUCCGAGUUAGAAAGUGGUACUGAAACUGAUUCCUGUGCUCCUCUGGCUCCUCUGUGUCCUGGGAUUGCUCAGAUUUUUCGGCUUUCGGAGUUGAAAGAUGCGACGAAUGGGUUCAAGGAGUUUAACGAGCUCGGUAGGGGGAGAUAUGGUUUUGUUUACAAGGCUGUGCUGGCUGAUGGGCAGCAGGUUGCAGUGAAGAGGGCUAAUGCUGCUACCAUUAUUCACACCAACAGUAGGGACUUUGAAAUGGAGUUGGAUAUCCUUUGUAAGAUUAGGCAUUGCAAUAUUGUGAAUCUGUUGGGCUACUGUUCUGAGAUGGGAGAGAGGCUUCUUGUUUAUGAGUACAUGCCCCACGGGACGCUUUACGAUCAUCUCCACGGCGGUCUUUCUCCUUUGAAUUGGACGCUGAGGUUGAAAAUAGCAAUGCAGGCGGCGAGGGGACUUGAGUAUCUGCAUAAGGAACUCAUGCCUCCUGUUGUCCAUCGAAAUGUCAAAACUUCAAACAUUCUUUUGGACUCCCAUUGGGGAGCAAGAAUUGCAGAUUUUGGGCUUAUUACAUCGAACGACGACGAUAUUAGCGGUGAUUUAACGAGCGAUGUUUAUGACUUUGGUAUUGUGUUGCUGGAGAUCAUCAGUGGAAGGAAGGCUUGUGACAGAGAUUACACACCUUCAAGCAUAGUCGAGUGGGCAGUGCCUUUGAUCAAACAGGGUAAGGCUGCUGCCAUAAUAGAUCGAUACGCCGCUCUGCCAAGAAACGUGGAGCCCCUACUUAAACUUGCUGAUAUAGCUGAGUUGGCUGUAAGAGGAAAUCCGAGCGAGCGACCAAUGAUCUCAGAUAUUGCAUCUUGGUUAGAGCAAAUUGUUAAAGAUGGAUUAAUCUUGUAAUAGUAGUACUUGGUUUUCGGGUUUGAAACAUACGUUUUGAUCGAUGCAACGGAACAUAUUCUUUUACAGCUUAUGCGAGUGCUGUUCUCUGCAACUGUAAAUUAGUUAUUGAGCUUCAGCUUGUACAUGAACACAUACUUCGUCAUUACACUUUCUUUCAAUAAAGGAGUUUCCAUUUCUGAAACUGUCUGC
This is a messenger RNA of Momordica charantia (bitter melon), 2847 nucleotides long. It is a transcript of the gene CCR1, whose product is annotated as CRINKLY4 related 1. Gene Ontology annotation, molecular function: protein binding; ATP binding; protein kinase activity. Gene Ontology annotation, biological process: protein phosphorylation. The record is from RefSeq and is a predicted model, not a curated record. NCBI's taxonomy places the organism in Eukaryota, Viridiplantae, Streptophyta, Magnoliopsida, Cucurbitales, Cucurbitaceae.